CUCUUCCUCCUCCUGCUCCAAGCCGGAGUGGGUAGGGCGGGGAAAAUCUAGACUUUUCCGCCUUCCAGCCCAUAACCCCGAGUGCCCACACACUGUGGCGACAGGGGUGACGGUGACGGAGUGGAUCUCCGGGACGCAGGGGUGGCGAGGCCUGGGGGAGGGGUGGAGCGCGGAGGAGGCUGCGGUCCCGCCUCCCCCACCGCAGGGCCGGGCGCAGUGUCCGGCGAGCCCAGUGGUUAGCGAUGUCGCUGCUGUCGCUGCUGCCACCGCUGCUGCCGCUGCUGCUGGCGGUGCCGGCGGCCUCCGCCGAGGGCGCGGCGGUAGCACUCACCCCCGAGCGGCUUCUCGAGUGGCAGGAUAAAGGGAUCUUCAUUAUCCAAAGUGAGAACCUCGAGAAAUGCAUUCAAGCUGGCAAAUCUACACUGACCCUGGAGAGUUGCAAACCACCCAACAAGUACAUGCUGUGGAAGUGGGUUUCAAACCACCGCCUCUUUAACAUCGGAGGCAGCGGCUGCCUGGGCCUGAAUGUGUCUAAUCCAGAGCAGCCGCUGAGCAUAUACGAGUGUGAUUCCACCCACAUUUCCUUGAAGUGGCGCUGUAACAGGAAGAUGAUCACCGGCCCGCUCCAGUACAUGGUCCAGGUGAAGCACGACAACACGCUUGUGGCCUCCUGGAAAUAUCAUCAUAAGUGGGUUUCCUAUACGUCAGGCGGUGGAGGCAUUUGUGAAUAUCUGCACAAAGAUUUGUAUACAAUCAAAGGGAACGCCCACGGGACACCGUGCAUGUUUCCCUUCCAGUAUAACCGGCAGUGGCAUCAUGAAUGUACCCGGGAAGGGCGGGAAGACAACUUGCUGUGGUGUGCCACGACCAGCCGAUACGAAAGAGAUGAGAAGUGGGGAUUUUGCCCAGAUCCCACAUCUACAGAGGUGGGUUGUGACGCUGUCUGGGAGAAGGAUCUCAAUUCACACAUUUGCUACCAAUUCAACCUGCUUUCCUCCCUCUCCUGGAGUGAGGCACACUCUUCAUGCCAGAUGCAAGGAGGUGCUUUAUUAAGUAUUGCAGAUGAGACUGAAGAAAAUUUCAUAAGGAAGCACUUUGGCAGUGAAGCAGUGGAAGUAUGGAUAGGUCUGAAUCAGCUAGAUGAAAAUGCUGGUUGGCAGUGGUCUGAUAGAACACCACUCAACUAUCUGAACUGGAACCCAGAAAUAAAUUUUGAGCCAUUUGUUGAAUAUCACUGUGGAACAUUUAAUGCAUUUAUGCCAAAUGCCUGGAGAAGUCGGGAUUGUGAGUCCACUCUGCCUUACAUAUGUAAAAAAUAUCUAAACCAUACUGAUCACGAAGUAGUUGAUAAUGAUGCUUGGAAAUAUUAUGUUACCCACUGUGAGCCUGGCUGGAAUCCCCACAAUCGUAAUUGCUAUCAACUUCAGAAAGAAAAAAAGACCUGGAAUGAAGCUUUGCAUUCUUGCCAGUCCAAUAACAGUGCAUUAAUAGACAUAGAUUCGUUAGCAGAAGUGGAGUUUCUUGUAACCCUCCUUGGAGAUGAAAAUGCAUCAGAAACAUGGAUUGGUUUGAGCAACAAUAAAAUUCCAGUUUCCUUUGAAUGGUCUGAUGGCUCCUCAGUCAUCUUUACUAAUUGGCAUACACUUGAGCCCCAAAUUUUUCCAAAUAGAAGCCAGUUAUGUGUCUCAGCAGAGCAAUCUGAGGGACACUGGAAAGUUAAAAAUUGCAAAGAAACACUUUUUUACGUUUGUAAGAAAACAGGCCAUGUCCUUUCUGACACUGAAUCAGGUUGCCAAAAGGGAUGGGAGAGACAUGGUGGAUUCUGUUACAAAAUUGACACAGUCCUUCGAAGCUUUGACCACGCCUCCAGUGGUUACUACUGUCCUCCUGCACUUGUAACCAUUACAAACAGGUUUGAACAGGCUUUUAUUACCAGUUUGAUCAGUAGUGUGGUAAAAACGAAGGACACUUAUUUUUGGAUAGCUCUUCAAGAUCAAAAUGAUACAGGAGAAUACACUUGGAAGACGGCAGGGCAGAAGUCAGAGCCGGUGAAGUACACACACUGGAAUGCACGUCAGCCCCGCUACAGUGGUGGCUGUGUUGUCAUUCGAGGAAGGAGUCCCCCUGGUCGCUGGGAAGUGAAGGACUGUAGACACUUUAAGGCAAUGUCCCUGUGCAAGCAACCAGUGGAAAAUCAGGAGAAACCUGAGCAAGAAGAGAGGUGGCCCUUUUCCCCCUGCUAUUUGGAUUGGGAGUCAGAGCCUGGCCUGGCCAGUUGCUUCAAGGUAUUUCAUAGUGAAAAAGUUCUGACGAAAAGAACAUGGAGAGAAGCUGAAGAAUUUUGUGAAGAAUUUGGAGCUCAUCUUGCAAGCUUUGCCCAUAUCGAGGAAGAGAAUUUUGUGAAUGAGCUUUUACAUUCAAAAUUUAAUCGGACAGAAGAAAGGCAGUUCUGGAUUGGAUUUAACAAAAGAAACCCACUGAAUGCUGGCUCUUGGGAGUGGUCUGAUGGAACUCCUGUUGUCUCUUCAUUUCUAGACAAUAAUUAUUUUGGAGAAGAUGCAAGAAACUGUGCUGUUUAUAAGGCGAAUAAAACGUUGCUACCCUCAUACUGCGGUUCCAAACGUGAAUGGAUAUGCAAAAUUCCAAGAGAUGUGAGACCCAAGAUUCCACCCUGGUACCAGUAUGAUGCACCCUGGCUCUUUUAUCAGGAUGCAGAGUACCUUUUUCAUACCUCUGCCUCGGAAUGGUCCUCCUUUGAGUUUGUCUGUGGCUGGCUGCGCAGUGAUAUUCUCACUAUUCAUUCUGCACGUGAACAAGAAUUCAUCCACGGCAAAAUAAGAGCGCUAUCAAAGUAUGGUGUAAACUGGUGGAUUGGACUUCGAGAAGAAAGAGCCAAUGAUGAAUUUCGUUGGAGAGAUGGAUCACCAGUAAUAUACCAGAACUGGGACAACGGAAAAGAAGAAUCCAUGAUUAAUCAGAGUCAGAGAUGUGGCUUCAUUUCAUCCAUAACAGGACUCUGGGCUAGUGAAGAGUGUUCAGUUUCUAUGCCUAGCAUCUGUAAGCGAAAAAAGUUUUGGAUCAUAGAGAAAGAGAAAGAUACACCAAAAAAACAUGGAACAUGUCCCAAAGGAUGGUUAUAUUUUGACUAUAAGUGCCUUUUGAUGAAAAUCCCCAAAGACCCAAGCGAUUGGAAGAACUGGACAUCUGCUCAAGAUUUUUGCGUUGAAGAAGGGGGGACACUUGUCGCCAUUGAAAAUGAGGUGGAACAAGCUUUCAUUACUAUGAAUCUUUUUGGCCAUACCACUAAUGUGUGGAUAGGGUUACAAAAUGAUGAUUAUGAAAAAUGGCUAAAUGGAAGGCCCGUGUCAUAUUCUAAUUGGUCCCCAUUUGAUAUAGUAAAUAUUCCAAGUCAUAACACCACCGAAGUUCAAAAACGCAUUCCUCUCUGUGCCUUGCUGUCAAAUAAUCCUAAUUUUCAUUUCACUGGAAAAUGGUAUUUUGAAGACUGUAGAGAAGAAGGUUAUGGGUUUGUUUGUGAAAAAAUGCAGGUUUCAGGAAAAGUCAGAUCCUCACUCAGCCAUUUUUAUUUGGGAGAGUGUGACAAGAAGAGGAGAGGAGAGCAAGAAGCAGCAUUUACUGAGUGCCUGCUGUGGUCCACAUCCUAUAAUACUCCUGGACACAGUAUAAAUACAUCUGAUAUGUAUCCAAUCCCCAAUACCUUAGAAUAUGGAAACAGAACUUACAAAAUAAUUAAUGCAAAUAUGACUUGGUAUACAGCACUAAAAACCUGCCUGAUGCAUGGAGCAGAACUGGUCAGCAUUACAGACCAGUACCACCAGUCUUUCCUCACUGUUAUCCUCAACCGGCUAGGACAUGCCCACUGGAUUGGACUGUUCACUGAAGAUAAUGGUCUUAAUUUUGACUGGUCAGAUGGCACCAAAUCCUCCUUCACUUUUUGGAAAGACGAUGAGUCAUCCUUCCUGGGUGACUGUGUUUUUGCCGACACCAGUGGACACUGGAGUAGCACAGCCUGUGAGUCAUAUCUGCAAGGAGCCAUUUGUCAUGUGCCCACAGAAACAAGACCAUUUGGAUACCCAGAGCUGUGCUCAGAAACAUCUAUUCCCUGGAUAAAAUUCAAAAGUAAUUGCUACAGUUUUUCUACAGUCUUAGACAGUACGAGUUUUGAGGCUGCUCAUGAAUUUUGCAAAAAGGAAGGAUCUAAUCUUUUAACAAUCAAAGAUGAAGCUGAAAAUUCAUUUCUCCUAGACCAGCUUUUAGCUUUCAGUUCUUCUGUCCAGAUGGUUUGGCUGAAUGCUCAGUUUGAUGGUGACAAUGAAACCAUAAAGUGGUUUGAUGGAACUCCCGCAGACCAGUCAAACUGGGGUAUUAGGAAGCCAGAGAUGGACCACGUCAAACCCCAUCUGUGUGUUGCCCUGAGGAUUCCUGAAGGAGUGUGGCAGUUAACCUCAUGUCAAGACAAAAAAGGAUUUAUAUGUAAAAUGGAAGCAGGACCAAGUCACAGCAUUAUACCCCUUGCAGUAGCAGUGACACUGAUAGUAAUUCUGGCAAUUUCCACACUUUCCUUCUGCAUAUACAAGCACAAUAGUGGUAUCUUCAGAAGACUUGCACAGUUUGGAAAUCCUUACUAUCCUGCAACCAACUUUAGUACAGUACAUUUAGAAGAAGAUAUUCUCAUUUCUGAUCUUGAGAAGAAUGACCAAUAAUAAUGAAGUGAAAGGAUGCCACGGCCAUGAGAAUGAGUAAAGAAGAGUACUUUCCUUUACAGACCAGAUGCCACUCUAAUGUGAAUCGUGUCACCAUUUUAAUUAUUCUUAAAAUGAUUACUGGUUUUGAAUUGUAACCAAAUCAGAUAGGUGUUCAUUUAUUCAUUUCCUCAAACUGUGAUCUGUUCUUUAAAAGGGGAGAUUUUACAAUGGCUAUUCUUCAGAAAACAAAAACUAUUAAAAGAAACUCCCAAAUGAAAA
Messenger RNA from Balaenoptera acutorostrata (minke whale), 4985 nucleotides. RefSeq names its product phospholipase A2 receptor 1 (gene PLA2R1). The transcript is spliced from 30 exons. Lineage: Eukaryota; Metazoa; Chordata; Mammalia; Artiodactyla; Balaenopteridae. Bases 243 to 4724 code for a protein of 1493 amino acids. Gene Ontology annotation, cellular component: plasma membrane; signaling receptor complex. The record is from RefSeq and is a predicted model, not a curated record. Gene Ontology annotation, molecular function: signaling receptor activity.